UAGAGAGGCAGCGCAGCCCCGCAGUGUAUGCGGGACAUUGUCUUCACAGUGCGGCUGUUUUCAGAAGAUCUGUGCGGCCUCAGCAGCCAGGGACAGCCAGGAUCUCUGCAGUAGGCUACUCCUGUGAAAACACCCGUUCAUUCUGCUGGCUGGCGCUGAGGUCUGUGCGCUCUGCGGCUGCUGCCAUCAUCCAUGUACUGUCAAUGUGGAUAGUGGCUUAUUUACUGUGCAUCAUCUGACUGGAGAAGACAUCUGACUGGUACCAUGAGCAGCACUGUGUUUCAGCAGCAGGCGGUCCACAGCCCUCUGGAGCAGCAGAAGCAGAGGCAGAAGCAGAAGCAGGGUGGAGGGGGACCCAUCCCCUGUCAGAACUGUGGGCUGCCCUGCAAAGGAGAGGCCCUCCGAGUUCAGAACAAACACUUCCACAUCAAGUGCUUCGUCUGUAAAGUGUGUGGUUGUGAACUGGCCCAGGGAGGCUUCUUCGUGCGGCAGGGUGAAUACAUCUGUACUCUGGACUACCAGCGACUGUACGGGACUCGUUGCUUCAGCUGCCAGGACUUCAUUGAAGGGGAAGUGGUGUCCGCCUUGGGCAAGACCUACCACCCCCGCUGCUUCGUCUGCGCCUCCUGCAAACAGCCAUUCCCGGCUGGCGACCGAGUGACAUUUAACGGGAAGGAGUGUAUCUGCCAAAAGUGUACCCAGCCUUUGCCUGCCAACAGCCCUGCACCCAUACAGGCUGUCCACAAUUGCUGCGGCUGUGGGAAGGAGUUUAAGAAUGAACAGUCUCUUGUAGCACUGGACAAGCACUGGCACCUGGGAUGCUUCAAGUGUAAAGUCUGCAACAAGGUGCUCAAUGCCGAGUACAUCAGCAAGGAGGGGAUCCCUUACUGUGAGAUGGACUACCACGCCAUGUUCGGCAUCCAGUGCGAGAGCUGCAAGAAGUACAUCACUGGGAAAGUCCUGGAGGCUGGAGAGAAGCAUUACCACCCCACAUGUGCCCGCUGUGCCCGCUGUGAGCAGAUGUUUGCAGAGGGAGAAGAAAUGUACCUGCAAGGAUCUUCUAUCUGGCAUCCUCCGUGCAGACAAGCAGCCAAGCAGGAGGAGAAGAGUAAGAAGCAGGUCCGGAUACAGCUCAGUGACGUCCCUGAGCAACAGGUGACCCGGACUUCUUCUGAGAGCAUCACCUCUGUCCCAGCAUCCAGCGCCUCCGGCUCUCCAAGCAGAGUCAUCUAUGCCAAAUUAGGAGAGGAGAUGCUGGACUACAAGGACCUGGCAGCUCUUCCAAAGACCAAGGCCAUCUAUAACAUCGACAGGCCUGACAUGCUGUCCUACUCUCCAUACGUCAGCUACCCAUCUGAGGAGAGGCACUACGGAGAGUCCCCCCAGCUGCUUUCUCCUACUCCUACUGAGGGUGAUGGGGAGAAGUCACCCCGUCAGAGAAGGCCCUCCAGUCCCAGCUCCAACAGCUCCCUGGGGGGCCAUGGACGUUAUACCCCAUCCCGCUCCCCUCAAAAUUACAGCCGAGCAGGGCCAGAGUUAUACCUUGGCGAUAGAUACAGCAGCCAGGCCCGUGACUCCAGUUCUCUUCCUUUGCCCCCAGCCCUCAUGGGUGGCAUUAAGUACCCUUUCAACUGGGCCAGGGACUCAUCCUCCCUCCCUGUUCACUAUUCUGGUGGGACCGAAGGGAGUGGAGGUGGUGGUGGCGGCAAGUACUCACCCACACCAGCAGGUGGCAGUGCAGGCUUGUCUUUACACCUAAACCCCACCACCCUGGCCAUGCUGAAGCAGCACAACUACAUCCCUUACUUCAGAGGUAGUGAAAGUGGUCGAAGUACCCCCAGCUUAUCCACCUAUUCUGAUGGCAAAUCCCCCUCAUCUACCUCUACAUACGUGGCUGCUCCCCGGCAUUUCCACAUACCAGUGAAUUGGAACUCUGUCCUUCCAGAGACUAUGGUCAAAGAUAAUAUCUAUAGAAAACCCCCCAUCUACAAGCAGCAUGCUUCUAGAACCUCCUGGCAGGAUGGGGAGGAUAGUAAGAGGACCAGUUGGAUGAUCUUGAAGAGUGAGAUUGAAGGACAUAUGGGUCCAGAAGACCUGGACCCUCGCAAGUCCACCUGUAGUCUGCCCACUGACACCUCCCAGCCAAAUUUCCCCUACAAUAAGUCUGCAUCUUUACCCGGAUAUGGAAGGAAUGGCAUCUACAAGGCUGCAGAGAUGGUGGAGGAUGAAGUGGACCCAGACUCCCAGAGCUGGGGAGGAAUGAGAGAGUACAAGGUCUACCCUUAUGAAAUGCUGGCAGUGACACAUAGAGUGAAAGUGAAGCUUCCCAGAGAUGUAGAUCGCACCAGACUGGAGAGACACCUAUCUCCUGAGGACUUCCAGAUGGUUUUCGGGAUGACCCUGGAGCAGUUCGAUCGCCUGGCCCUCUGGAAGAGGAAUGACAUGAAGAAGAGGGCACACCUUUUUUAGACAGACAAGAAAAGCGCCAAGUAACAUCUCAACAACCGACCAUCCUGUCUGGAAGAAAGCAGAAAAGAAAAACCAACCCAUUUGAAAUCUCUAUAUAUGCACCGCCAUGAUACCCCCUACUUUCCACCUGUACAACGCCAUGCCAUCUGCCUGCGAUGCCACGGAGAGGCGCUCCGUGCAGGAACAUUCUCACCUUGAGGCAGCGUCUAGAGCUUUUUGUAUGCUAUGUGGUCCAAAUGUUUGACUGACAACCUUACAUAAGAGGAUGAGGAGCUGCGUUUGCAUGGCCUGUGUUGAUGCUCCUCGCCUUCCAUGUGGUUUUCUGACACCCAUCCCAACGCCUUCAUACACCCUGGCAAAUAUAACACAUUUUUCAUCCGCAGCGAGUUUCUUUUAUUCAUUUCAUCUGUUUGCUGCUCUGCCUUUUCUCUCUCACUGUCUCCGCAUCAUUUGAAGUUGUUCUCCCUGCACCGACUGUUACAUUGUCAAGCCGGUUCAUUUUUACCAUUGCUUUACAAACGUGAAGAGACUGCAGACUUGUACGCACUUCACUGUUCAAGCAUGUCAAGGCAAAAGACAGGGAUAAGAAACAACUUCAUCUUCUCUGAUCUCUCCCCUCAGAACCGGUCAAAAAGCACCUUAUCAAACGCUUUUGUUUUCCAUUUCCCUUCAUGUUCAGUCAGAGAAGUUGCGAAAGACCGGCCAGGUAGUUUUGAUAAAUGUGACCUGAUACUUUUGAAUGCAGUCACAUAUCUUACACAAGCCUCUCGUAAAUCAGCACAGACAGGGAGAGCCAGGGCUGGAUGAGGGC
Molecule: messenger RNA, 3280 nt
Organism: Seriola dumerili (greater amberjack)
Lineage: Eukaryota; Metazoa; Chordata; Actinopteri; Carangiformes; Carangidae
Gene: ablim2
Product: actin binding LIM protein family member 2
Exons: 24
Coding region: 265-2469 (734 amino acids)
Biological process (GO): lamellipodium assembly; cytoskeleton organization
Cellular component (GO): actin cytoskeleton
Molecular function (GO): actin filament binding
Source: RefSeq, a predicted model, not a curated record